Messenger RNA from Diaporthe batatas, 1479 nucleotides. RefSeq lists its product as uncharacterized. Gene Ontology annotation, biological process: translation. Lineage: Eukaryota; Fungi; Ascomycota; Sordariomycetes; Diaporthales; Diaporthaceae. Gene Ontology annotation, cellular component: mitochondrion; ribosome. The transcript is spliced from 2 exons. The coding region runs from base 238 to 1395 and encodes 385 amino acids. The record is from RefSeq and is a predicted model, not a curated record. Gene Ontology annotation, molecular function: structural constituent of ribosome; RNA binding.
CAAAAAUUCCCCUGCCUCCAAGCCGACCUACAUCGCAGAUUGGACCGCGUCGACAGCCAGCCAAUUCGACGGCUGCCAGAUUUCUUGGGCUCGACAACACCUGGCCCUCUUGCACGGAGCUCUCUGAGCAGGUUUCAAUUGUUCUGGUCGGGCCACCUCGGUGGAGCAGCGGCGAAAAAAAGACUCCCUACCUUGCUUCGGCUGCAUGUGGCAUUGCGGCCUCAGACCAACCCCACGAUGCAGAAGCUCAUGCGGCGGACGGCCCAGGCCGAGCGACAGGCCAUACGGCGAGCAAAGAAGGGGAGCAAGAUGUUGAAGAUGGCGCGCCAGCGGGAGGAUUUCAAGCAGCGCAUGGGCGGCACACAGGAGACACACGCCUCGCUGAGGGACGCCGUGCGCAGGCGGCGAGAGGACUGGGAGAUGGGCCCCCUGGCCCCCCAGCGCGACACCCCCCUGAGGGACGAGACCGGCGCCUACUGGGGCUCCAUCAGCCUCCGCCGCAACCUGGCGGACACCCUACCAGAGAAGCAGAGGGACCUGGCCUGCCGGUGGGCGGGCGGUCGCAAGACCCUGUGCAUCAAGGCAGGUGAUCGGGUGGCCGUCAUGGAAGGCCCAGACGCUGGCAAGAUCAGCACUAUCCAAUACGUCCAGGAGGAAGGCGGGUUCGUCGCGCUGGAAGGGGAUAAUCUGAAGCAAAACUUCACUGUCCCGGAGUACAUGUCAAAUCUGCAGAAGGGCCAGAAGCCGAUCCAUGUCCAAGCCACCGAGUACCGUGCCCCCAUCAACGCCGUCCGCCUCGUCCAUCCCCUCAAGGACCCCAUAUCAGGCGUGACCCGUGAUGUGAUCAUCAACGAGCUCGUGGUCCGCAACUACUACAAGGACAAGGUCACGGGGCGCGAGAGCUGGUCGCGCGUGGUGCCAGGCCUGAACGUCGAGAUCCCGUGGCCCAAGGCCUUCGAGGACGCCGAGAGGCAGGAGCUGGAGGGCACGUUUGAUGACAACGCGUGCGACACGCUGCGCAUCGACGUCGAGGAGAAGACGUUCGUGCCCACGCUGCUGCGGCCGCCCAUGCCGGCCGAGGUCAUAGACGAGCUGCGCAACCGCUACUCCAAGUUCCGCACGCGCCACGAGGAGUCGUACAUUGCCAAGAAGGAGGCCGAGGAGGCCGAGAAGGCCGCGCGCAAGAGGUCCAUCAAGACCAUGAGCACGCCGGUCCAGGAGCUCAACGCCAAGAUCAAGGCGGAGAGGAAGGCGCGCGGCCAGCCGGAGCUGUCGGAGGAUAUGCUGGCCAAGAUCGGCGAGGUCAUGGCGAGGAACAGGAAUCGCACGCUGGCUGGGGCUGGCAUUGCCGGGAUCGAGACCCCGGCAAGUCCAGCACCGGCACCGGCACCAUGAUUAUGUAUGAGAAAAACAGAUACAAACUGUAUAACAAUGCCAUACCAUAUAAUAUAGCAUGGGCGGCGCUUAAGGUCGAGGAAA